Caenorhabditis remanei is the source of this 240-nucleotide messenger RNA. RefSeq lists its product as uncharacterized. The transcript has 2 exons. The record is from RefSeq and is a predicted model, not a curated record. The coding region runs from base 1 to 240 and encodes 79 amino acids. NCBI's taxonomy places the organism in Eukaryota, Metazoa, Nematoda, Chromadorea, Rhabditida, Rhabditidae.
AUGUCUUCCCAAUCGAGCUACCAACCAAUUUUGGAUAAGGUCCACACAACUCAACCGGAAUUGAAAGAUUAUGUCUAUCUCCCAGCUCCACUGGAGCCGGAGCUAGUACCGGAGAAACGUUGCUUCUUCUGCCAACCAAUCUGCAGCGUCUUCUCCGUCUGUGCCUACUUUGCUCAGAUCUGCUGCACCAUCUGCGAUUGCAAAGAGGUCGACGAGGAUCUCGACGAUUUUGAUUUCUAA